This is a messenger RNA of Arabis nemorensis, 699 nucleotides long. Lineage: Eukaryota; Viridiplantae; Streptophyta; Magnoliopsida; Brassicales; Brassicaceae. The record is from the annotation of a GenBank genome assembly.
AUGGAGACGGUGGCUCCGUGUGCUCCGGUGACUUAUCACCGCCGUGUUCGUGGUGACUUGGAUGACACACUUCCUAAACCUUAUUUACCGAGAGCACUACAAGCACCAGAUAUGGAGCACCCGCAAGGAACACCAGAGCAUAGGCAUAAUGGCCUUAGUGUUCUUCAACAACAUGUCGCUUUCUUCGACUUAGACGAUAAUGGCAUCAUCUAUCCCUCCGAAACCUUCUUUGGAUUCCGCAUACUCGGUUUCAAUUUACUCGCGUCGCUUAUUUUAGCUGCUGGUAUCCACAUAGCUCUUAGCUACCCUACUCUCCCGGGGUGGUUACCAUCUCCGUUUCUCCCUAUAUAUAUACACAACAUUCACAAGGCAAAGCACGGAAGCGACUCUAAAACAUAUGACAAUGAAGGAAGGUAUACACCAGCGAAUCUUGAGUUGAUGUUUAGCAAAUACGCAAGGACAGUGCCAGACAAGUUGAGUCUUGGAGAACUAUGGGAUAUGACCGAAGGAAACCGUGAUGCAUUUGACUUUUUUGGCUGGUUAGCGAGCAAAGUGGAAUGGGGAGUAUUGUAUGCGUUAGCUAGUGACGAAGAAGGAUUCUUAUCUAAAGAAGCAAUAAGGAGGUGUUUUGAUGGGAGUUUGUUUGAUUAUUGUGCCAAGAACUAUACCGAGAUCAAUGAGUACAAGACGUACUACUGA